AUGGCACCUGCAGAACUAAGAGAAUUGAAGGAACAACUGAAGGACUUGCUCGAUAAAGGCUUUAUCAGGCCAAGUACUUCCCCAUGUGGUGCCUCAGUGCUCUUUGUUCGAAAGAAAGAUGGAUCCUUGUGGAUGUGUAUUAACUAUAGACAACUAAAUAAAGUCAGUAUAAAGAAUAAAUACCCUCUUCCACGGAUUUAUGACUUAUUCGAUCAGUUACAAGGUGCCAAAUGCUUUUCCAAGAUUGACUUGCGGUCUGCUUACCAUCAGUUGCAAGUCAGGGAAGUUGAUAUCCCAAAAACAGCAUUUAGGACGAGGUUAUAUGCUAAAUUCUCUAAAUUUGAUUUUUGGCUUACCUCAGUAGCUUUUCUUGGUCAUGAUAUUACAAGUGAGGGUAUUAAGGUUGAUGGACAAAAGAUUGAAGCAGUGAUGACUUGGCCAAGGCCCUUGAAUGCGACGGAGAGGGAAUUGAACCUACGACAAAGGAGAUGGCUAGAAUUGUUAAAGGACUACGAUGUUGACAUUUUAUAUCAUCCCGGUAAAGCUAAUGUUGUUGCUGAUGCGCUUAGCCUGAAGUCCAUGGGUAGUCUAAGUCAUGUUGAAGCUGAUAAGGCUGGAAUUACAAAAGACAUGCCAGCUAGUUAA
This is a messenger RNA of Solanum tuberosum (potato), 645 nucleotides long. RefSeq lists its product as uncharacterized. The record is from RefSeq and is a predicted model, not a curated record. The transcript is spliced from 3 exons. NCBI's taxonomy places the organism in Eukaryota, Viridiplantae, Streptophyta, Magnoliopsida, Solanales, Solanaceae. Bases 1 to 645 code for a protein of 214 amino acids.